AACAUUCACAAAUGACGUAAUGGUUAUAUACGCUCAUACGUUCGAAACAAGUAUUUUCAAGAGAUUUUCAUAACGAUCACCGGAUUAUAACCACCAUCAAACUGGUAAACAAUGAAUUAAAUGAGUGAAACAAAAAAAAUUUCAAACCUAGAGGCGAUACAAUCACCGAUCAAUCGAUUCAGAAAACGACGAAAAAAAACACCAUCUACAACACCGAUCAACGAUUACGAUGGCCACCAUGUUUGGCCUACAUCAUCCAAAUCAAUUAAAUGAUUUGACUGUUGUACAGGCAGCAAGACAUUCUUGUUUACCAACAUCAGCAAGUAAUCUAAUCAUAAAAGAAGAACCAAAUUUUAGUGAAACAAAUAUCCAUUCACAAUUACAUCCACAUCAUCAUCAUCAUCAUCAUCAUUCGCAUCCAGGUUUACGUGUUACCAAUCAUCAUAAUCAUCAUCAUCAUCAUCAUACGGCUUGGAUGUCGAAUACAAUAAUAGCCGAUCAGCCAUCCAAUGUUGGCCUAAGUCGUGCACAUUUCGAAAAACAGCCACCAUCCAAUCUGCGUAAAAGUAAUUUUUUUCAUUUUGUCAUUGCAUUAUUCGAUAAAAAUGGACAUGCCGUCGAAAUUGAACGUACUGCGUUUGUUGGUUUUAUUGAAAAAGAUCAAGAACCAGAAGGUCCAAAAACUAAUAAUGGUAUACAUUAUCGUUUACAAUUAUUAUAUAUAAAUGGUGUACGACAAGAACAAGAUCUUUAUAUUCGACUUAUUGAUUCGGUUACAAAACAGGCCAUAAUUUAUGAAGGUCAAGAUAAGAAUCCUGAAAUGUGCCGGGUACUUUUGACACACGAAGUAAUGUGCAGUCGUUGUUGCGAUAAAAAAAGCUGUGGAAAUCGUAAUGAAACACCAUCGGAUCCAGUCAUUAUUGAUCGAUUUUUUCUCAAAUUUUUUCUCAAAUGUAAUCAGAAUUGUUUGAAAAAUGCUGGCAAUCCACGUGACAUGCGCCGAUUUCAGGUUGUCAUACUGACACAAGUAAACGUCGACAGUAAUAUUCUGGCCGUUUCAGAUAACAUGUUCGUGCACAAUAAUUCGAAACAUGGACGUCGUACUAAGCGUGUUGAUCCAACUGAUGCACCAUUUGCAGCCGCUCCUUGUAUCAAAGCAAUCAGUCCAAGUGAAGGAUGGACAAUCGGUGGUACUACAGUCAUUAUACUUGGAGAUAAUUUUUUCGAUGGUCUACAAGUCGUUUUUGGUAAUGUUACCGUUUGGGGAGAGCUAUUAACUUCACACGCUAUACGUGUACAAACACCACCACGAAAUAUUCCAGGUGUGGUCGAAGUUACAUUGUCCUAUAAAUCGAAACAAUUUUGCAAAAAUGCUCCUGGACGUUUUAUCUAUGUCGCCAUAAAUGAACCAACUAUUGAUCAUGGAUUUACACGAUUAUCGAAAUUGAUUCCACGUCAUCCGGGUGAUCCAGAAAAACUACCCAAAGAAAUCAUAUUAAAACGUGCAGCUGAUCUUGCUGAAGCUUUAUAUAGAAAUACAUCAUCAUUACCGCCACCAAGAUCACCAGUGGCCAGUAUGGCAGCAGCAGCAGCAAUGUCAGGAUUUAAUGCAUACGCAGCUAGUGCAGAUUAUUCUCGACAUCAAACAAGCAGUGUAUCACCUAGUCGAAGUUAUGGAUCAAAUGCAUCGCAAAGCAGUACAAGUAGUAGUGUUACAUCAUCAUAUAAUGGUGGUGGUAAUGGUUCUGCUGCCACUAUAUCAUCAAUGAAUGGUAGUGCGGGUGGUGGAGUCGGUGGUGCUGGUGGUGGAUAUACUACAAGUCCAACAACGAAUAUGACCACUGGUUCACAAGGAUUGUUUAAUGGAAUGAGUGGAAUUGUUGCAUCACCAUUUGCAAUGAGUCCAUUUGCAGCAUUACCAACAUGUAAUGGUCAAUCAUAUCAUGGAUCACCGAUUGUCAGUGCAGCUAAAUAACAACAAACAACAACAAAAAUGUUUUCAAAAUUUUGUAUUAUAAAUCUAUAUAUCAUCCACAUACACAUUAACAUAUUGAUUUAAAAAUUUAAAAAAAACCAAAACUAGAAAAAAAAGACAAAAACAAACCAAUUUACUAAAUUUGUAAAUUAUUUUUCUAACCAAAAAAAAAAAAAGCAAAAAAAUUUUAACCGAAAAAAAGAUUCACUCAAUUGUCAACCAUCAGUACGAGAAUCAAGAAUUUUUUUACAUUUGACAUCCAAUCCAAUCCAAUUCAUCUAUUAUUCCCAUUAUUAUUAUGUGUAAAUAUUAUCCAAUUUAAUCGAAUUAAUUAUUACAAGAAUCAUAUACAUUCAUUAUUA
Dermatophagoides farinae (American house dust mite) is the source of this 2337-nucleotide messenger RNA. The record is from RefSeq and is a predicted model, not a curated record. NCBI's taxonomy places the organism in Eukaryota, Metazoa, Arthropoda, Arachnida, Sarcoptiformes, Pyroglyphidae.